UAAACUAUUUAACUUGAUGGAUAAAACUCCAUUUUUUCAAAGUACAUUUUCAAAAUGGGAAAAAAUACUAGAUAAAUUACCGCACCGUAGUUAUUUUAAAAACGAUAAAGAUGAUAAAAGUAAAGAGAAUUUAAAUGGCGCGGAUGGUUCUGGUUCAAAUAAAAAUAAUAAUGAGACAUCGUCAAAAAAAAGUGUAACGGAAGAUGAAGUUAAAUCAGAUAAACAACAUGUUGAUCAAACUGAUAGUUCACAAUUAAAUAAAUAUCAAGAAGUAGACGAACUAAUAAAUGAAGCAAUCGAAAAUAUUCAAGAAGCAGCCGCGGCUUUGGCUAAUUUAGCCGGAAGUCAUGAGCAAGAACUAAAGAUGGUUAUUAUGAACAUACUAGUUAAGUUCCAAGAUUGGAUUGACGGUAUCCAAAAGAAAUUAAACUCAACAAAAAAUGCAUUGAAUGAUCUGAGGUGGAUCCUAGCCACGAAGGACAUUGAGUUGAAAGUCAAGACCCGCGAAUUAAAUGAAUUGAGACAAUCGAUUACUGAAUACGAACAGAAGAAAACUCGUGACGUAAGACCAGAGCUCGUAGUAUCAGAAGCUGAUGUUUUAAAGCCCGUGGAUAUCGAGGCCAGUGCGGCAAAGGCAGGACUGGUUACAUUCAAACCUGAUUUGCUUGAACCAGCGCCAGGAUUGAUAGCAUCUGUAACUCCGUCGCAAAUUGUCCAGUCAUCAACUGCAGUAACGCAUGUGACGACAAUUUCACUGUCUUCGUCAUUGAAAAUUUCAAAUGAUCAUAUAUCCCAGCCUGAACAUGUUACAGCUCAACAUUCUGUCGUUGUCUCAGUGGCGAAAUCAACAAAUGCUUAUUCACUGGGAUCUAAAAAUGCUUCGGAUCAUGAAAUAGAAGUUAAAAAUGUACAUAUGGCUCUACCAGUUUCUUCUAAUACAGAAGUUGUAGAUAAAAAUGAUAAUUACAAUGACGAUAACAAGAUCAAUUUUGAAAGAGAAGAUAAAAAUUUAAAUAAUCAGCAAUCAAGAUCAAGAUCAUCGAAGCCCCGAUCAGUUCCAAUGGCUUUGGCAAAUAUUUCUGCAAGUCAGACAAUUAUUUCUGAUGGUUCAUCGGGAUCACUUGAUCGUCAUACAGUAUUAGUAGAUAUGUCUGCUACUGAAGUACCAGAUAAACCAGUUACAGUAUCUGAAGAAAAUAAAUUAGUCGAAUCUGAAAUAUCUCAAAUUGGGGCUCCAGCUUCUACGAAAAUUUCACGACCGUUGUCUUUGAUUCCAGAAGAUAGAUCAUCGCUGACUAAUACCUAUGAAGAUGUAAACCGAUCACCAGAAGCACCUAGAGCUUUUGAUGCUUCGAAAUUACCAGAUAUUUCUGCAUUACGAUUAUCUAUUUUACGAGCAUCCGUUGAUCAUGAAAAUCAAGCGGUUCAAACUUCUAAUCAGUCGAUUAUUUCUAGACCCUCUGUUACUUAUGAACAUAAUUUGUCAUCUCAAACAAAUUUACAAAUUCCUAUUAAAGAGAAGCCGGUUAUUAUUAAUAUUACACAGCCGAGAUUAUCAAAUGACUUGGAUCACUUUGGUAGGCAAAGCAAACAAAAUGAAAGAGAACGUAAAGAAGACGAAGGAGAAAGAGAUAAACGUGAAAUUAAACUGAUAGAUAAAUUAUCAGAAAUACGCAAAGAAAAUGAAAAAUUAAAGAAAGACAAACUUAGAUAUGAGAGCGCUGUAAAAAAUGCAUUAUUUCGUGGAUUUUUAUCAUUAAUUGAUGAAGAUAAAUUGAAUGGAUUUAAAAAACAAACAAUUUGUCACGCACCUUGUGUUCCUUGUAAUCAAAAUUCUUCUACAAGCGUAAAAACUACAGUCCCUAAUAUUAAAGUUGCGGAAAAUAAUCGAGACUUGUCAUCAAAAGAUGCUAAGUCACGAGCUCAAUUGUCGAAGAAACACGCAAAUACUUACUCAUCUAUAAGUAAACAAUGCUCACAGAAUACCAUAUACUUGUCACCGUUAAAAAAUACGGAUACUUGUAUUGCGAUUCCUGAAUUGUAUAUCCAGGCCGAGAAUACCGGAGUUAAAACAAUUUGUCAAGGCGGGAAGUGUUCUCGGCCAGCUAAUUAUAGAAGAAAUACAACUAAAGAUAUCGAUAAAGCUCAAUAUUAUUCAAAGAACUUUAAAGUUCAAAGACAUGUUCACGAUAAUGCUGCUACUGGUUGCAAUAUUUCACCAAAUGGACUUCAAGAGUACACACGUGUAAUGGGAUGUAAAAAUAUCUUAACAUUACAACGUCAUGUUAAUUAAUUAAUUAAUUAAUUAAUCAAAGGAAUAACGGAUGACUAAGGUGUGGGUGUUAUACAUUAAUAAAAAUUCCAUAUAAAAUAUAUAACUUUAUAUAAUAUCCAGAAAAAUAUCAUAAACAUUAAAACAUUUUAUUUAUUUGCUCUGAUAAAAUUUUUUUAAAAUAUCCACUCUUCAUUCAAGUCGUUACGAAUAUUUAAAUAUUAAAUUCAUAACAAUUUAAUGGAAUUAUUAACAAAUUGGCAAGUACAGAAUACAGCCUCAUUAACAGUUUCUUUCAUAUAUUUUAUUAUCUAAGUCCACCGACUUGUUUUUAUAAAUUUGCUAAGAUAGUUUAAUAAAAAAGAAAUCUGUUAAAUAAACUCAUUAGUAAAAAAUAAAUUGUCAUUUUUUAAAAAUGAAAUGUAAGCUUGUGCUAAAUAUGAGUGUAUUAAUUAUAACAAAGCAAAAAAACAAUUAUAUGGAAGCAAUAAAUUUUUUUUAUACUAAAAAAUAAUCAUUAAAAUCAGUAUGUAAAAAAAUAUUGAUUAUAUAAUAGGUACGCAGUAUAAUUAUACAUAUAAUGAAAAUGGUGUAGAAUAUUUGAGUAAAAAAUUAAGCCAAGUCUCGAUUUGAAAACUUAUUCACGUUUUUUUUUUAAAUAAUUUU
Messenger RNA from Microplitis mediator, 2938 nucleotides. RefSeq lists its product as uncharacterized. The coding region runs from base 17 to 2293 and encodes 758 amino acids. Lineage: Eukaryota; Metazoa; Arthropoda; Insecta; Hymenoptera; Braconidae. The transcript is spliced from 6 exons. The record is from RefSeq and is a predicted model, not a curated record.